Molecule: messenger RNA, 2383 nt
Organism: Erythranthe guttata (spotted monkey flower)
Lineage: Eukaryota; Viridiplantae; Streptophyta; Magnoliopsida; Lamiales; Phrymaceae
Product: transketolase, chloroplastic
Biological process (GO): pentose-phosphate shunt
Cellular component (GO): cytosol
Molecular function (GO): transketolase activity
Source: RefSeq, a predicted model, not a curated record
ACAGAGAGAAAGAAAGAUCACACCACCAUGGCGGCGAUGGCUAUGUCAUCCCUCCUCCUCCACCCCAACUCCGGCCACCACAAACGACCCAUCUACAAAAUUACCAAACUACCCUCCCGAAAACCCUUUUCAUGCAAAAGCAGCCUCCUCAACCCCACCAAAAUCCAAGAUCAAAACUACAAGCUUUCUUGGAUAAACGAGAUCCAAGAAGCGUACCCCUCCGCCGCCGCCGGUGGGGAAUAUUCCGACGAGGAAUUUCAAGAACUGGUGGACCGGCGGUGCGUGGACAAUGUGAGGAUGCUGAUUGUUGACUCGGUGCAGAGGGCAAAAGCGGGUCACCCGGGGAUGGCUCUGGGCAUGGCUGACGUGGCAUACUUCUUGUACAGACACGUGUUCAGACACAAUCCCAUGAAUCCCACGUGGUUUAAUAGGGAUAGGUUUGUCCUGAGCGCCGGCCAUGGCUGCUUGCUUCAGUACGUUUGCCUUCAUCUUGCUGGCUUCCACUCUGUUAAGAUCGAAGAUCUCCAACGACUAUGCCAACUUGGCAGUCGGACUCCAGGUCACCCCGAGAACACGGUGACAGCUGGCAUUGAAGUUACAACAGGCCCUCUUGGACAAGGAGUAGCAAAUGCAGUUGGAUUUGCUCUAGCAGAAGCACACUUAGCUGCUAGGUUCAAUAAACCCGAUGUUGCCAUCGUAGAUCAUCGAACGUAUUGCAUUAUGGGCGACGGGUGUGCGAUGGAAGGCAUAUCUAACGAAGCCGCAUCAUUAGCGGCACAUUGGAAGCUCAAUAAGCUCACUUUGAUUUACGACGACAAUAAAAAUACUAUCGACGGGCCCACGGACCUCGCGUUUACCGAGGAUGUAACACUAAGGUUCAAGGCAUUGGGAUGGAAUACAAUUACGGUGGACGCCACUCAUAGCAAUAUGAGUUCAUUCAAGAAUGCACUUUUGGAUGCUUUUAACGAGACUCAAAGACCGACUCUUAUCCGAGUGAAGACGUGUAUAGGCAAAUUGUCGAAGAAGGAAGGGACAUCGAAAGCUCAUCACGGAAUCUUCGAUGAAGAAGACGAGAAGCAAAUGAAAGAAAAGGUUAAAUGGGGUACUCGACAACCGUUUUAUGUCAUUCCUAUGUUACAUAGGGAAAUGCAAGUUCAAGCGGGCCGAGGAGAAGAAUUAGAGAAGGAGUGGCACUCGAAAUUGAAUUACUAUCAAAGUAAAUACCCGCAAGAAGCCGCGGAAUUCAAGUGUCUUCUCUAUGGUGGAAUGAUUCCGGGAUGGGAGAAUUCAUUACCGAAAUGGUCCACAUCCGAUGCCGUGGACGCCACUAGAGGGUACUCCGAGAAGUGCUUAAACAACCUCGCGAAAGUGCUCCCGGGCCUCAUCGGGGGUAGCGCGGACCUCGCCUCGUCGAAUAAAGUCCAUCUACACGACUACCAAGAUUUUCAAAACCCCGUUUCUCCGUGGGGCCGGAAUAUCCGGUACGGUGUUCGAGAGCACGCAAUGGCCGGAAUUUCAAACGGCAUAGCGUUGCACGGCGGUGGACUAAUCCCGUUCGCCGCAACAUUCCUCACAUUCUCCGACUACAUGAAAAACUCCAUUCGACUCUCCGCACUAAGCCACGCGGGAGUCAUCUACAUCAUGACCCACGACUCGAUCGGGUUAGGAGAAGACGGGCCGACCCAUCAGCCCGUGGAGCAUCUCGUGGGUCUCCGGGCCAUCCCACGUCUCCUUGUAUUCCGGCCCGCUGACGGAAACGAGACCGCCGGAGCGUAUAGAGUGGCAGUAGCUAAUCGCGGCGCGCCAAGUGUCGUCGCGCUCUCGAGGCAGAAAGUGGCGGCGAAUUUGGAGGGAACUUCAGCCGAUGGGGUGGAAAGGGGCGGUUAUAUCGUGAGUGAUAAUUCUCUGGAUGAUCAUUUGCCCGAGAUUAUAUUGAUCGGCACCGGGUCGGAGCUUUGUCUAUGCGAGGGGAGCGCGCGUGUUUUGAGGAGAGAAGGGAGGAGAGUUAGGGUUGUUUCCCUCGUUUGUUGGAGGCUUUUCGAUAGGCAAGGGGUUGAGUAUAAAGAGCGCGUGCUGCCACCUGGCGUGACGAGGCGAGUGAGCGUGGAAGCGAGGUCCACAAUCGGGUGGAGGGAGUACGUGGGGCCAGAGGGGGUGGUUGUUGGGGUGGAUGAGUUUGGGGCAAGUGGAGCAUAUUUGGAUACUUUUAAGAAGUUUGGUUUUACUGAAGAGAAUGUAACUAGAAUAGCAAAGAAUUUGCUCUCAAAAUAAACACGAAGUCCCUCCUUGUUUUUUUUAUUGCGUAAAAACCCCUCUCGUGUUUUAUUUACUUUGAACGGGAUUCCUUUUUCCAAAAAAAGGUUAAUGUCGUUAACUAUAGAGG